This is a messenger RNA of Aspergillus puulaauensis, 2295 nucleotides long. Its product is annotated as putative Patatin family phospholipase. The coding region runs from base 1 to 2295 and encodes 764 amino acids. The record is from RefSeq and is a predicted model, not a curated record. Gene Ontology annotation, molecular function: triacylglycerol lipase activity. The transcript is spliced from 3 exons. Gene Ontology annotation, biological process: lipid metabolic process. Lineage: Eukaryota; Fungi; Ascomycota; Eurotiomycetes; Eurotiales; Aspergillaceae.
AUGUCGCCUGUCACCGAUCCACUGAUACCCUCAACGUGGCAUGGCAAGAGCAAACACCCCGCCAACCAUGCCUCACGAGACUCCGCCCGGAAUGGCUACCGUCCGCGCCUGAACUUGGAUACCGUGCCGUCGCUGGCCUCGGUCGUGCGAGGUUCGCUCUCGUGGGCUGGCAGCGUAUGGAAGUCCGACGAUGUUAUAUCGAGCAAGCACGGAUUCGAGGAGGAACCGCGCUCCGAGACGGAUGAGCGCAAGCAAGUCUUGUACCUGCGGUUGCGUAAUGCUGUUUCCGCCGAGGAAUGGAAAGAAUGCGCCCGCGAACUGGAUGAACUCGAAAAUAACAAUGCGUGGAAGGAGACGUUUGAGUGCGACGAGUAUGACCCGGUUCUUGUUCGAGAGCGCCUCGAACAGCUGGAAGUCGCUCGCCAAAGCUGCGAUGUUAGCCGCAUGCUGCACCUGAUUCGCACCUCGCUAAGUCGUGAUCUGGGGGGCAUGAGCAAUGUCUCCCUUUACAAGCACACCCAUUUUGGCACCAAGAACCUGAUCGACCAUUAUAUAACGUCGGCCGUUGAGACGAUAUCGUCUCUGGUGGAAGUGUCCGGCGGCAACCGGUGCGAUGCGGCGGAGACGAGGUAUAUCCUUGACCAGCUCUUAGCUGCGCGACAGGCCUUUGGCCGGAGUGCGCUUCUCUUCUCGGGUGGGGCUACCUUUGGAAUGAAUCAUAUCGGUGUCUUGAAAUCGCUUUGGAUGUCCAAUCUUCUUCCGCGCAUUAUCUCGGGCGCCUCUGCCGGCAGUAUCGUCUGCGCAGUAUUCUGCACUCGCACCGAGGAUGAACUCCCUGCUCUGCUGGCCUCUUUCCCUUACGGUGAUUUCUCUGUGUUUGACGAGGAAGAUAGCGAGGAAAAUAUCUUCCACAAGACCGCACGAUUUCUCAAACACGGAGCAUUUUUAGAUAUCAACCACCUGGCUAAUUCCAUGAGAAACUGGCUUGGAGACCUUACCUUUCAAGAGGCAUAUAACCGAACACGCAGGAUUCUCAACAUAUGUGUUUCCAGCGUUGGGGUGUACGAACUCCCGAAGCUUUUGAACUAUAUCACGGCCCCCAACGUCUUGAUUUGGUCUGCUGUUGCCGUAUCAUGUUCGGUCCCAGUAGUCUUUUCUCCGUCUACGCUCAUGGCUAAGGAUCCAAUGACGGGCAAGCCUGUCCCAUGGGAUGACCUCCACAAACAGUAUAUAGACGGGUCUGUGGACGGUGACUUGCCCAUGAACCGCUUGUCAGAAAUGUUCAACGUCAACCAUUUCAUCGUUUCCCAGGUAAACCCACAUAUUGUGCCGUUCCUCCCAAAGGAUGAUGAGCCGAAGAGUGUGGCUGUACCAACGUCAAAGGCCACUCGACUCUUCCAUACCGUUUCGCAUCUUGCAAAGGACGAGAUUAUGCAUCGAAUGGCAGUAUUGACGGAACUUGGCGUUUUUCCGAAUUCAUUUACCAAGACCAUCUCAAUCAUGAACCAGAAGUACUCUGGAGACAUCAACAUCUAUCCAGAGAUUCUUUACGCGCACUUUCCUCGGAUACUGAAAAACCCGACCACCGACUUUAUGCUCAAAGCAUGUCUUUGCGGGGAGCGAGCGACAUGGCCGAAGCUUGCACGGAUCCGCAAUCACUGCGCUAUCGAGCUAGCCCUGGACUCUGCCAUCCAGAAAAUGCGCGCACGAGUAGCUUUAGCUCACAGCCAGGCAAACCUGACGGUGAACGCACUUUACCGUUCAACCGACGGUAGUGCAGACCGUGGACGUAGGAGAAGGGGAUCCUACAAUCACGAGAUCGAGAAGAGGAAGCGCGUUGCAAGCCGAUUGAGGCGACCUGGUGUAGCGAGAGUCGGAAGAUCGUUAUCUCACAGCUUCGAAUCAAGCCAGUCGAAAGCCGAUCUAGAAAUGAUGGAUUGGGCCUGGAUGCACGACUCUGGGGUCGGACCUAGGAGUUUGGAGCUUGUCUCUAGCAGCGAACGCGGGACGGACGCGGGGCCGUCUUUCGGUUUUUCUGUGCCUGAGCAUAAUUAUUUCUCGCCGGACCCCGAAUGUAGUAUCGAGUGUUCGAAACUCUCCUCAUCCACAUCGUCGUCGACACCUUCGUUACCGCCACUGGCAUCAUCUUCUGAAGACCCCGCCAAAAAUUCUGGUUCUUACAAGCUCCGCCCUGGCUCGCUUUCUCCAACUUCCAGGCGCUAUACGUUACCGACACGGUCAAUGUCUCCGCCUCGGUUGGCUCCCAGAAUGACACCUGCUACACCGAAAUGUUGA